AUGGCGGACAAGUCGAAGGGAAAGUUGAGCGCUGAAAUGCCUGUGCAAAUCCAAGCACAGAGCCCGGCCUAUGAUAUCGACUAUGAGAAGCAUGGCGCCCAGCGCGAGGCAAACCCGUUGCCGGAUCUCAAGCGGAAGCUGAAGAGCAGGCAUCUACAGAUGAUUGCAAUCGGCGGCACAAUAGGUACCGGUUUAUUCAUUGGUAGCGGCACCGCCAUUGCUCACGCAGGCCCCGUGGGCGCUCUCAUCGCUUAUAUCUUCGUCGGAACGAUUGUGUACUCGGUCAUGACCGCCCUCGGAGAGAUCGCAACAUAUAUCCCGAUUCCCGGUGCCUUUACCUCAUACGCUGCUCGCCUGAUUGACCCGAGUCUGGGCUUUGCUAUGGGCUGGAUCUAUUGGUUCUCAUGGGCAUCAACUUUUGCGUUAGAGUUGACCGCAACCGGUUUGAUCAUCCAGUUCUGGGAUAGUACUAUUCCGAUCUCUAUCUUCAUCGCCGUCUUCUGGGUCGUGAUUAUCAUUUUCAACUUGAUGCCCGUGGCCUUCUACGGUGAAAUUGAGUUUUGGUUCGCGAGUAUCAAGGUUAUUACCGUGAUUGGCUUCAUGAUCUUCUCGAUCUGUAUGAAUGCCGGCGCCGGUAAGGAAGGUUAUAUCGGUUUCCGGUACUGGGUCCACCCUGGCCCGUUCGUCCCUUACUUAAUUGAAGGGAACGAUUCGUUGGCCAAAUUUGUCGGAUUCUGGUCGACGCUUAUUCAGGCCGGAUUCUCCUACCAGGGAACCGAACUGGUUGGUAUUGCGGCCGGUGAGACCGAGAACCCUCGCAAGACCGUCCCGUCUGCAAUCCGCAAAACCUUUUUCCGUAUCGUAUUCUUCUUCAUCCUGACAAUAUUCUUCCUCGGAAUUGUCGUGCCCUCCAGCGACCCCGGUCUAUUGGCUAGUGAGGGAGAUGGUGCUGCUGCUCAGAACGCCAAUGCUUCGCCGUUCGUCAUUGCUGCCAACCGUGCCGGCGUCAUGGCUCUCCCCGGUAUCAUCAACGCCGUUCUUCUGACCGUGGUGCUUUCGGCAGCCAACUCCAAUGUCUACAGCGGAAGCCGUAUCCUGGUCGGCCUGGCCCAGGAAGGUUUCGCCCCUCAUUGGUUCAAGGUUACCAGCAAGCGUGGUGUCCCUUACUACAGUGUGCUCUUCACGGCGGCCUUUGGUCUACUUGGAUUCUUGAACGUCUCUGAUGCAGGCAGCACGGUGUUCACUUGGUUGCUCCAAAUCUCCGGGGUGGCUGGUUUCAUCACCUGGUCUUCGCUGAACGCCUGCCACCUUGCCUUCCAGCGGGCGCUGAAGGCUCGCAACAUCUCUCGGGAUAUCCUGCCCUACAAGGCCCUCUGGCAGCCCUGGUUCUCGUGGUAUGGUCUAUUUUUCAACUGUCUGAUCAUCCUCACUCAGGGAUUCACCUCCUUCAUCCCACACUUCCAAGUCAAGGAGUUCUUCAUCAGCUACCUGAGCUUGAUUUUGUUCGUGGUGCUAUAUGCGGGGCACAAGAUCGUCUACCGCCCCGCCUUUAUCAAACCCAUUGAGGCUGACCUGGAUACCGGCCGUACCACUGCUGAUAACGAGACAUGGGAGACUAUUGAGCCAACUACAUGGUAUGGCAAGGCAUGGAAGUGGAUUUGCGGCCGAGGUCCCCUGAUCGGCUCAUGUCUUUUUAUGUCCGAAAAGAAUAUGUUCUUCUCACCACCUCCCCAUCUGGCUAAGGCCGAGGAGCUCAAGCAAGCACCUCCAAAAGGUGUAGCUUACUCUGUCGCCAUUCCUGGCACUGAACAGCCCGGCCGAAGUCGGGUAUACCGAGCAUGGAAUGCGCAGAAGGAACUUUUGACGACAUUGGACCCCCAGGUUACCACGGCCCAUGAUAUUUUCGAGUCGACCGCCAACCGCCAGCCCAAGAACCACUGCCUUGGUUGGCGUCCGUAUAACUCCACGACCAAGUCCUUCGAUCCAUACCAGUGGCUCACUUACGAGACUGUGCAGAAGAGACGCGCUGCAUUCGGUGCUGGUCUAGUAGAGCUGCACCAUAAGCACGACUGCCAUCGCUCUGGCCAGUAUGGUGUUGGUCUCUGGUCCCAGAACCGGCCGGAAUGGCAAAUCACUGAUUUGGCUUGCAUUUCCCAAUCUCUUUACUCCGUCUCGAUCUACGACGUCCUGUCCCCAGACGCUACCGAAUAUAUUAUCAACCAUGCUGAGCUAAGCUGCGUUGUUACUUCCCUACCCCAUAUCCCAACUUUGCUCAAGCUCAAGCCUUCUCUCCCAAACCUGAAGAUCAUCAUCAGUUUGGACCCGUUAGAUGGUGGUGAGCAGGACGGUCACUCCAAGCGUGCCCUUAUCGAAUCCAUGGCCGCCGGUCAGGGCCUGGCGAUCUACACUAUGGAUCAGGUUGAGGAGCUGGGCUUGGCCUCGAAGCGCGGAUACAAUGCUCCUUCUGCUUCGGACAUUGUCACUAUCAACUACACGUCCGGAACGACCGGGCCCCCCAAGGGUGUUGUUUUGACGCAUGGCAAUGCCGUGGCCGCCACAUCCUGCGGUCUGAUCACUAUCGGCCAAGCCCGAGGUGAUACGGCGGCCUCUUAUCUGCCGCUGGCCCAUAUCUAUGCCCGUCUGGCGGAGCACACUGCCUUCUGGGGUGGUGCACGGAUUGGUUAUUUCCACGGAAACAUCGUGGAGUUGGUCGACGAUUUGAAGUUGCUGAAGCCCACUGGUUUCAUGUCUGUUCCUCGUCUUUACAGUCGAUUUGGUAGCGCAAUCCGUUCCGCGACAGUUGAGCAGCCUGGCUUCAAGGGCGCUCUUUCGCGACACAUCGUUGCGGCGAAAACCGCGAACAUGAAGAACCCCGAUCCCUCCAAGGCGACAGUCCGGCACGCUGUGUACGAUCGCCUGUGGGCUAAGAAGGUGACUGCCGCUCUUGGUCUGGAGCGAGCCAGAUACAUGGUGUCUGGCUCCGCGCCCUUGGACCCGACCCUACACAACUUCCUGCGUGUUGCCACCGGUACCGAUAUCCUUCAGGGUUACGGCUUGACUGAGUCCUACGCCUCAGCCACCGCCCAGCCGACCUACGACCUGACCUCCGGCAAUUGCGGCAGCCUCGCUCCCUGUGUCGAGGCAUGCUUGGCCUCCCUGCCAGACAUGGAGUACUCCGUGGACGACAAGCCGUUCCCCCGUGGUGAGCUUUUGCUGCGCGGCAACAACAUGUUCCGCGAGUACUACAAGAACGAGGAAGAGACCCGCAAUGCCGUAACCGAGGACGGUUGGUUCCGCACCGGCGAUGUCUGCACAAUCGAUGAAAAAGGCCGCUUCAUCAUCAUCGACCGCCGCAAGAACGUGCUCAAGCUCGCCCAGGGCGAGUACAUCUCUCCCGAGCGUCUGGAGGGUGUUGUCCUUGCCGAGCUCGGCUACAUCGCCCAGGCUUAUAUCCACGGCGACAGUAUGCAGACAUUCCUGGUUGGCAUCUUCGGUGUCGCGCCCGACCUCUUCGCUCCGUUCGCCAGCAAGGUUCUGGGCAAGACUAUUGCGCCGACCGACUUGGAAGCGGUCAAGGAAUCCCUGGGCGAUGACAAGCUCCGCCGUGCCGUGCUCCGUGACCUCGAGCGCGUGGCUAAGAAGCACAAGUUUGCUGGCUAUGAGAGAAUCCGCAACGUCUCUCUCAAGGUGGAGCCGUUCACCGUUGAGAACAACUUGCUGACCCCGACUCUCAAGCUCAAGCGUCCCCCCGCUGUCAAGCUAUACCGUUCCCUUCUGGAUCAGCUCUACGAGCAGGCCACCGAGGAGCAGUCUGCUCCCAGGGCUAAGCUGUAG
This is a messenger RNA of Penicillium egyptiacum, 3834 nucleotides long. The record is from the annotation of a GenBank genome assembly. NCBI's taxonomy places the organism in Eukaryota, Fungi, Ascomycota, Eurotiomycetes, Eurotiales, Aspergillaceae.